This is a messenger RNA of Phytomonas sp. Hart1, 1016 nucleotides long. The record is from the annotation of a GenBank genome assembly. Lineage: Eukaryota; Euglenozoa; Kinetoplastea; Trypanosomatida; Trypanosomatidae.
GUUCCGACCCUAUGAUUAAUGAAGCCGGUGGAUAUAGAAAAGUUCUGUGCAUACUGUGCGAAGGUUGGUAUAGUGAGUAAGAAGCUAUCUUUUCGCCCGUCAUCGCUACCUUGGGGUCCGAUUUCCGUCUUUGUUGACGAGCCCGUAGUCUAUGGCAGCCCCAUUGUGGUGGUGCCCUACCAAACUGUUUUGAAUUGUCAAACAAUGCGGGGCAAUCGCGUUCCUCACAGCCUCCCCACCUUCUACAAAAUGUUCCAGUUUUUGACUAGGCGAGGUCGGAUGGAUUCCACAACCGCACAGAGCUUAUGGCUUGCAUCUUUUUUAGCGACCUAUCAUCAAAACAAGUCUCCUUCGAACUCUUUGGCGCCAUGGCUUUCCUUUGGCCUUCAAACGGACUUAUCCUUCUUCUUUACACCUGAGCAUGCCGCGUUUUGUCCGUUCCUUAAGGAGGCCCGGAACGAUGAAUCACUCCGUGAUUUAGAGCGUUUAGCCACCUUUCAUGUCCGCCUUGCACACACCAUGAUUCAAUUUCACGGACGACGUAAAGGGAUCCCUUCCGCAAGUCAACCAACCUUUGAUCAGCUUAAUUUGGCCUACAGAACUGUGAUUAAACGCGCUUUACCCCUUCCGGUGAAUUGUGAGCCCUCAGCCCCGGCGGAGCUGGCAGAGCUGAUGGAAGCCACUCCUGAUAUGCCAAUAUUACCCUCCCUCAUCCCGGUGGUGGAUUUAAUCCGACCGGCGGUGAGUGUAGGGAACGAUAGUGCUUCCAUGGAGGCUAAUUGUGCAAUCUUCACGUGUGUGGAAUCCGAUUUCGAAUCCCCCGCGACGCGACGUCUGAUUAUCUUUGAAACCACACCUUUUUCAUCACGAAAAGUAGCCGUCAUUGCCACUAAAAACUUAAAGAAAAAUGAUGAAGUCCUUCUGGGGAUUGAGUAGAGGUCGCUUGUAUCCGAAAACCCAAUUUCACCGAUACAUACACUCACACAUAUAUUUAUAUGAUGCAAUAAGACCAAUCA